This is a messenger RNA of Dothidotthia symphoricarpi CBS 119687, 972 nucleotides long. RefSeq lists its product as uncharacterized. The record is from RefSeq and is a predicted model, not a curated record. Lineage: Eukaryota; Fungi; Ascomycota; Dothideomycetes; Pleosporales; Dothidotthiaceae. The transcript is spliced from 2 exons. The annotation marks the transcript as partial.
AGGAGAUCACGAGUCGGACUUCCACCCAGGUUCUAUCGCACACACCACGAAGUCGCUGCAACUUUGAGUAGCAAUGUGACCAAGGACACUCAUGUCAGACACCGUGCAGAACCUCGGCUCCGAAUCAGAAAGCGCAACGCUUUCCAGUCCAUCAGCAAGUUCAUCGGAAAGAUGGAUUUGACCGUGGGACGUAUCGAACGCCAUCUGAAAUGGAAUAUGAAGCGCGACCCUUCAUCCAUGAUUUCCGCGUUCAAUUCACUUGCCCGUGCUGAAGCAAGAGCUAAAUUUCACUACGAAGAGAGCCAACGUAUCGGUCAACGAGUGUUCGUCGCCGAGAUCCUUACCAAAGGGCUUCGACCGGCAACUGUGAAAGCUCGUUACGAAACCACGGAAACGAUUUUCACAAAGCAUGGGCCACUUCGAAUCAAUGAGACUUCCGAGCCCAUCAAAACUACUUGUGAUGUAAAUAUUCCAGUUUGGAUUCGGGACACAGCGAUACCCAUCGACGACUCCAAUAUCACACUCGAGCAGCUGGAAAAUUCGGGAGCCGACAUGUGGCUGUCGAUCACAGAGAUACGUAAAUCUGAUCUGCAGGGGUGCAAAUCUCAAUACGGCGAGAGGGGCCCUAUCUGCAUGAAGGGUCACGACUAUGAGUGGCUCGCAUGUGGUUUCAUCCUGAAAUCACACAUUGCGAACAUAAUGCCUUACGAUGGAAAGCAACUUCACAAACAGAUGACCUUGAAAGUCAUACGAAGCCUUCGUAGCACGGACCGGUGGAUCUUCAACUGGCAUCGAAGGAUGUGGCUUCUCAACCCGAACAUGGCGAAUAUGGCCCAUUACCGCAUUGAAUUUACUAGUGAAAAGCGUCGACGAGAUGACGAUGACAAUGACGAGAAAGGAGACGUCCGGCAGCGACCACGUCUUAGUUAUAGUCCGAUCACGACUUCCUUCUGCAUCAGUCCGGCAGCCUAA